CGCCGACGUGAACAAGGGAUGGGAAAUGAAGGCCUACUGCUGAGAGCCUCCUGCAGCGGUUCGUCGAGCCUCAGCAAGAGCGAGCAGGGUGGCCUGCGGUAGCGCGAGCACAUGCUGCGGAUCUCGCGGCUGCCAGGCGCACGCAGAUCUGCCCCUCGCCGCCCUUGCCGCAGACCAGCGUUGGGUGCGUGCAAGCCAGUCAAUGUAGCGUGUGUGCAAGCGCUCCCUGCGUGGUGCAGCUUGCCAGCAUCCAGGUGUCACACAGCGCACGAGAGGUGGCGCUCGCGGGAAGGUCGGCAUUGCUCAUGCCGGGCCGCGACGUGCGCAUGCGGCGCUGGGUGCUGCGAGCGGGACGAGACGUGCCUUUCUUCCUGGAAGCUCUCGGCGCAACGACGCGGCCCUUGACCCGCUCGCUCGGCCAAGACGAGUGCCACACAACAAC
Messenger RNA from Tilletiopsis washingtonensis, 442 nucleotides. RefSeq lists its product as hypothetical. The transcript has a single exon. The record is from RefSeq and is a predicted model, not a curated record. NCBI's taxonomy places the organism in Eukaryota, Fungi, Basidiomycota, Exobasidiomycetes, Entylomatales. The coding region runs from base 112 to 405 and encodes 97 amino acids.